Molecule: messenger RNA, 6861 nt
Organism: Chilo suppressalis (striped riceborer)
Lineage: Eukaryota; Metazoa; Arthropoda; Insecta; Lepidoptera; Crambidae
Source: the annotation of a GenBank genome assembly
CCCGAACGAAGAGAACCGAACGCUUCCGAACGUCAGUCGAGCGGGGCGCGGUCGCCGUCACGGAGUGAAGCUGGCGCUUGUCAUCCGGCCGCCAUUAUCUUGUAUUUGAAGGGAUAUUUAAAAUAAAUUAAAAUUCCCGCUGUUGUUACGUGUUUUCAGUGCUGUGUGUAGUUUGGAUCAACUUUGUAAAGUGUUACAGAUUGAAUUUGGAGUGUGUAGUGGUACAAUAGUUAGGUUACUGUGUUGGGUGCUAACGUUUGUGUAGGGUGGCUCCGGCUAAGCCGGAGCGGCUGGAAGCGUGUGGAGCGCAUGCAGAGGGAGCGGUGAGAGCACGCCCGGCUGGGAAGUCGGGGCGGCCGGCGUACAAGAAACAGGAACAACUGCCGACAUGGGGUGCGCCCAGUCGGCGGAGGAACGAGCGGCGGCCGCUCGCAGCCGACAGAUCGAGAGGAACCUGAAGGAGGAUGGCAUUCAGGCCUCUAAAGAUAUCAAGCUGUUACUGCUAGGCGCUGGCGAAUCGGGCAAGAGUACUAUAGUCAAACAAAUGAAAAUUAUUCACGAAAGUGGCUUUACGAAUGAAGACUUCAAACAGUACCGGCCAGUGGUGUACAGCAACACGAUCCAGUCACUCGUCGCCAUCUUGCGCGCCAUGCCCAACCUGGGUAUUACCUAUGGGAAUAAGGACCGUGAGAGCGAUGGCAAGAUGGUGUUCGACGUGAUCCAACGGAUGGAGGACACGGAGCCGUUCAGCGAGGAGCUGCUGGCGGCGAUGAAGAGGCUGUGGGCCGACUCCGGCGUGCAGGAGUGCUUCGGCCGCUCCAACGAGUACCAGCUCAACGAUUCCGCCAAAUAUUUCUUGGAUGACCUGGACCGGUUAGGUGCUAGGGAUUACCAGCCCACCGAGCAAGAUAUUUUAAGAACUAGAGUCAAAACCACAGGCAUUGUCGAAGUGCACUUCUCCUUCAAAAACCUUAAUUUCAAAUUGUUCGACGUGGGUGGACAGCGGUCCGAGAGAAAGAAAUGGAUCCACUGCUUCGAGGAUGUGACCGCGAUCAUAUUCUGCGUCGCCAUGUCUGAGUACGACCAGGUGUUGCACGAGGACGAGACAACGAACCGUAUGCAGGAGAGUCUAAAGCUGUUCGACUCGAUCUGCAACAACAAGUGGUUCACGGACACCAGCAUCAUCCUGUUCCUCAACAAGAAGGAUCUUUUUGAGGAGAAGAUACGCAAAUCUCCGCUCACCAUCUGUUUUCCUGAAUACACGGGCGCACAAGAGUACGGCGAGGCGGCCGCAUACAUCCAGGCGCAGUUCGAAGCCAAGAACAAAUCCACCACCAAGGAGAUAUACUGCCACAUGACAUGCGCCACCGACACCAACAACAUACAGUUCGUGUUCGACGCCGUCACCGACGUCAUCAUCGCCAACAACCUGCGCGGCUGCGGCCUCUACUAAAACCCGUCAAUAAACCACACUUUACCCUCACUUACCCUACCUUACCCUUACUUACCUUUUACACUACCCCAACAGCGCCGGCCCUGGAGUAGAGCGAGCAAAGAAAAUGGUCGCUUUAAGCCGAAUUUAAACAACUUUUAAUCGGACAAGAGUUUUCUAAUUUUCAUGAAAUAAUCUUACUUCCCAGUGGUGAAGAAAAAUUACAUAAAAUAAAUGCGUCGACCAAAACGCACAGAAAGACAAAAUUUUGUUUAGAACAUUUACGUGAAAUAAAAGAAAUUACGCUCUCGUCAAGGGCUUUGGCCGGUGCUGAUAACCUUGCAAUAUACAAUAGACCCGCUCGCGAGUGGCCUCAUCUCGUGUUCUUUUGCAGAUACGAAUUGGUAGUGUUCGAAUAUUAACAUCGUCUCGGUCCCUCUAUAUGCAUUUCACUGUUUGGUGGGAACUUUGCGGCACUGUGUAUGUAGGGACUGUAAUGUACGAGGUUUGGAAGUAAAUGAAAUAAAUCUAGCAACAGCUGAACUCCUCACACCCUUGACGCUCAGAUAACCUUCUAAGAAAGGGAUAAACACAGUGCGAAGCUAUUCAUUCUGUGAAUUUCAACGGCCUUGUGCAAAAUCUAGUGCCGCUAUCGAAAUUUGAGUUAGAGACAGAUUGAGACGACAAUAUUUUUGAAUAACUAACAAAAUUCCGUACUAGGCGCGCAGUCUACCGAAUAUAAGGCGUCCGUUUUGCGAUAAAUAAUAUCAUAAAUAAUCUUGCUUCGAUUAUGUUGAUCGAUAAAGAUUAACAACUGAAAUUGGGAUUGUUGGAAUACGACUUUCUGUUUCAAUUUACUUAAGUUUGUGUGACCAUCUGAUUGGCGCUUGAGACUUCCAAAAACUCGAUCGCGUUUACGUAACAGACAUCGGCUGAAAGUACUCCGUAUAGAAAGCCAUAAAAAUAACUAAUAAAUAUACUGACGAUUUGAGAACCUCCUCCUUUUUGAAGUCGGUUAAUAAGUAACACAUUGCCGUUUCCAACAGAUGGCUUUUAUUAUGUAAAUUUCGUACAAUAUAACUUUUACGUUAACGCGAUUGUGUAAGUUAAGGACAAUCGGUUAGUUCUCCACUGCGUUCUAUCCUCGAGUUGACAUGUCGAUUGUUUACCGCUGUCAUCAUGAGAGGGCGCUGUCUUCACGUAUAGGAGAAUAACCUAACCUAACCCUGUCAGCACGUUAAUAUAAUGCCAGUACUUCACAUGGCAAUUCAUAUUUGCUAUUUGUCACGUUGACAGCAGGAUGUCCUUAUCAUGUUCUAUAGGGAAUGAAAAAAUGAGACUAUUGUCAGGUUUACAAAUAGCAAAUAGCCACUUGAAGAGCCGGCAUGACGAAAACAGAUAAUUGCAGUUGUUGCCAUAAACGGAUUUUAGACACAGAAAAUUUUGUAGCGACCGAGUCAAUUGCGCGUAACAUAAUGCGAGAUAAAUCUUGACUGUCAUUCAUACACAAAGAAUGCUUGAAAGCGACAUUUCUGCUAUUCAUAUGUCCAAGGUGAAAUCACGGAAGUGUGUUAGAGGACGCACAAGAUGUUGAUUCUUAAAUUUUUUACAGGCUUUUUUAUCAAAUCAAACUUUUACUGGUAAAAAUGGACUCUAUAUCGUCCAACCGCCGUUGUUACUCACCCCGAAGGCUCGAUUUUUACCGCUAAAUCAGAUUUUUUAUUGUAAAGCUCAAUUUCACUGUAGCAGCUUGUUAUUGCGAUUCUUUGCUAACCGGAAAACGGUGUGUUUCUAAAAUUAACGGCUCGUUAUGGUUGGCGGUUAAAAAGGCGAGUCGAUAGGGUUUCAUCCUAAGCAUAUCACGAGUGAUGGCCGAGGAUGGGAGCGCGGUAUAGUCACCAUCACUAUGUAUCAAAAGUGAAAGUCUAAAGACAAAAGUUGAAUUUCUUCACCCGGACACGCCGUCACUCCGCCCAUUCUGCAGUCCGCUAUUCCGCAAUUCCGCAUUCCGCGCGUUCGCACCGCACUUUCUUUCCCUGUAAUAUAAACCGUACGUUAUUUUCUGUUUAAUUAGACCGCCGCUGCUGACGACUAGAACAGUUUUCACGACGAAUGUGUACUAGUGAUCUAGUGUUCGAUUCUAAAUUUUGGUGCUAGGGUGUUAGUAUUCGGUCGGUGCGAGUCAGUGCGAUCGAAUGCGAGCAAGAGCGAGACGCGGCUAUGUGUGCGAGCGAGAAGCGAUGUCCACUCGGUGUCACUCAACUCCGCUCCGGUAAAAAAAAACUUGCUUAUAUACUCACUCUCUUACGGACCAAUAACAGAAUGGAACCAAUAUUUAGUACUGAAAUACACGGUAGUUGAGAUGCAUUGAAUAUGUUCGCAGGCCUACUUAAACUGAUAUGUACUACAAAAACAUCAUUCCAUUAUUAAGUAUAUCGCUUACGAUGAUGAGAUGUUAUUUUUUUAUAAACUUUUGAAUGCACAACUGUGACCGCUAUAUUGAAUUUGAGAUGGUAGUGUUUAUUUUUUAAUGUACGUACACCUUGAAUCAUUUAUUAAGCUAAGGCCCGUCUCGACCUCGAUUGAAAUGUUACUAUUAUUAAUUUUAAUUUAAGACAAUCGCGUAUUUAUGCACAAAUUAUUUACCCCUGUAAGAGCAUUGAUUAUGUUGUUAUGCCAUAUUGUAUACUGAAUUUUGAAUAUUUCUUGUGUUAAUAUUUUUUCUAUAUCACUUUACAGUUAACCUUUAGGUGUAGCCAUAUAAGAUCUAUUCUUGUAUUCAAAUAUGAAAAAUCAUGUAACAUAUUUAUUUUAUCUAGCAUAUAAUAUGUUUGUAUUAAAGGGAGGUAUAAUGUAAACGUAUCAUGUUUAGUUCGGUAUUUAAGUGAUUAACCAAUGUUUAUGUCAUGUUAAUCUUAUUUUGUGAAGGUGCGUGGCGUCUCAGUGUAAGGUUUGUGAGUAUCGCAAGCGGCGGUCGCGCGCGACCUUGUAAGCUAUGUGAGUAUAUAAACUUUGUAUACACUCGCGAUUUGGCGUAAUCAAACACUAUACAUAUAUAUACUAUAUAACAUAAUUUAUUAUUAAUAAUAAUAAUAAAAUAAAAAAAUCUUACUUUUAAGCAUUAGGGCAGUAACUGUAUCAAUAAACAUUAAUUAAUAAUGCAAUUAGGACAGUAAAACCUUUACUAUCGUCAUAGUUAGGUGAUUUUAUUUUCAUUUUACGUUUAUGAAGUAUGUAAAAAGUGAUUAAAUGAAAAUGUAACGCCUACACUGUGACCGCGCGGGCCCCUCGCCGGGCGUCCGGCACGGCGGCGCCGGAUCCGCGGACUCGACGACGGCCGGACUACGUCCACCGUACACCGUACACCGUACCUAUAUAACGUACGUUCAGGUUACAGAAGGGGCGCUGCUCAAUGUACGCCCGCGGGGGCCCGCGCCCGAGCGCGGCUCGCUUGUUGCUAGGUAGGUUUUUUACUGUUAUGUAACAAUAUGUGUACGUAAAACUAAUAAAAAUAAUAUUAGCGCAGUUCUACAUUCGACCCGAAAACCUACAUUUAAGUAAGCUUCACACUACAUUAAAAUAAAUGGUUUUUGAAACGUGUGAACGAAUGAAUGGUGGUGGAUGUGAAUUUAAUCAUUCGAAUGUCUGUCUGUCGGUUUAUUGGCUCCAUCCGUGCGGCGGGUUCGAUGCGUGGUAGUCUCGUGUGAUAUGCUUACUGCUGCAUUAUUGGUGACACGUCUAGGCUCGGUACUUAGUCAGAUGUGAUGAGGGGUCAUCGACCCAGCCCCAGUGCUUGGACAGAUGUGAUGAGAGGUGGUCGACCCCGCCACGCCCCCGCCGAGCCGAUGCAGCGCGUGUGAGUCGGCGUCGUCAGUUUUGCAUUUCGAUGUGUUCCUCCGCCGCUGAAUAUAACUUGUAUGCUUUAUAAUAUAUUUCGAGUGAAUGUGAUGUAAAUUUUGUACACUGCCGCAUUCUUUAUUCGCUCGAAUCACAUUUAGUUUAAGUAUUAGAUUUGAGACAGUGAUCGAUCCGCACAAUCAUAAUGCAUACGUGUCUGGAGCUCAAAGCAAGCGGCCACUGGUCCGCCUCACCGCGUCACGUGCGUGCUCUGUGCGUUGGCUUCUUAUUUGAAGACUGAAUUGUUGCGGCUCAAACGUUCUCGCGCUUUAUUAGAUCCACGACGGGGGAUGUUUAAUGAGAAGUUUUUUUAAGGAUUAGCGUUAGUUGUCGGGUCAUCAUAAUAGACGUCUUCAUAAUUAUCAUGUGGCAAGUGCGAACACCCGACACGCCGUCGAAGAGAGAAUUGAGCGACGUUCGGUUAAUAAUUUUAAUGAUACGCAGAAUCUUUGUCACAAUGUUGUCGAUCUAAAACGAUAUCACCGUGCUUCAUUCAUAUUUGCCAAAGUUAAUACUAACCUCACUAUUUAUACUGUAUGUUCUUGAUAACUUAAUUAUGUGUGAGACUCGCGAUUAGGGCGGAGGCGCAGUGGCGUCAGCGCGGUCCCGGCGUCGAAUAAUCUUAUUCGUACCGAUCAGAGUACAAUGUUGAAAAAAUAUCUUAUUUAGAAUUGAUGACAUGUAAACAUUUAUUUCUAGCGCGUGCGAGGGUGGGCUCGGUGGGCUGCGGGGCGCGGCGAGCCCAGUCCGGCGUCCUAGUACUAAUCGUUAGACACGUUUCUACUGUAGUGUUGUUGGCAUUAUAUUGUGACUCGCGAUCGCCACACGUCUCGCCACAUGACCCGCCGAGCGACACCCUCUAUUGAACAAACGUUUAAGAAAGUAAAUUUUUAGUCACUAGUGGGUAAUUUUUGAAUGUGAUUCAAUCUUAUCUUUAUUUUUCUAUAUCGAGUGACAUUUUUAUCUAUGAUUUCUCUAAGUUUCAACUUGUUUUGUAUUGCAUUUACUGAAAGCGAUGUAUUUAACCAACGAUGUAAUUAAACAACAAUAUUUUCCUCUUUUUGUAUCUCGUCUGCACUGGUAUUUUUUUAUUGAAUUUACUAUAAAUGUACUUUAAGUGUAUAAUUUUAAAAUAAUUACUGAAAAUGAUUAUAUUCUAAUUUUUAUGUUCAAAUAUUUACGUUAGUUUUAUUUCUGCCCUUGACGAUUCCUUCCCUUAAUGAUAUUAGCGUAGCAAUAUUUAUAUACGUAAAGGGCGCAUCCUUUAUUCGAUCUUAUUAAAAUUCUUCCUAGUAUUUUCUCACCUGUAGUGGCAAACAUAACCCGACAAGAGCGUUGCUCUUAAAACCAUAGAGAGGAGAGGUGGCAAACAGUAGAGACAACGGAGAACAACUGCUUGAAGCCCUUAUGACAACGUCAUUUGGUUGCACUUGGUCGGAUUCGUAAAAGGACAGAUUCUCAUUUCGCCGAAUCCACUACAGUAAUAUAGAGAAAUUCAUAUUAGUAAUAAAAGAUUUAUUAUUUCAGUUUAA